AUGAUUCCUCUGAAUCUUUUGUUCAAAGUGCUUGCCUUGGUGGCCAUGGCAAGCGUAGUAUCAGCUGGGAGCAGCGGAUACAGUACCGGCGGGCCACGCGGAGGCACUCCAAGGGGCGGAGGCAGCGUGGUCGAGGCGGAGCUCGUGGGCUUCGGAAUCCUCCCGAACAGCCUCAUCGAUCCAGUCCUCGUCAGUUCCUUCGACAGGUCCGAUUCUGACGAAGGCAUUGCCGGCUACAACUAUGGAGGUGCUGGUUUCGAUAAUGGUGUUGGCGGGGUUUCUGCGGGUAAUGCUGGUUUCGACGGCGGUUUUUCUGCGGGUAAUGCUGGUUUCGACGGUGGUUUUUCUGCGGGUAAUGCUGGUUUCGAUGGCGGUUUUUCUGCGGGUAAUGCUGGUUUCGAUGGCGGGUCUUCUGCGGGUAAUGCUGGUUUCGACGGCGGGUUUUCUGCGGGUGGUGCUGGUUUCGAUGGCGGGUUCUCUGCGGGUAAUGCUGGUUUCGACGGCAGUUUUUCUGCGGGUAAUACUGGUUUCGACGGCGGGUUUUCUGCGGGUAAUACUGGUUUCGACGCUGGCCAUGGAAACGCAGGUUUCGGUGUUGGUUUCGCCGGAGGUGCGCCCUUCGACUCAGGGAACGUUGGAGGGCAAGGGUCCUUGGGCGGCAUUGGAGGAGGUGCUUCAUUCAACAGCCCAAAUACCGGAGGCUUUGGCUUUGACGCCGGUAACGCAGGAGGAUUUGGCUUCAACACUGGCUUUGGCGACGGUUUAAGUUUCGAGGUUGAUUUUGAUGAUGUAAUAACAUCUGGUGUUGGUCAUGCUGGCGUUAUUCAUCCCGAUGAUGUCAGCUUCGACAUUGGACUCACUGAUGACGUCAGCUUUAACGUUGGGCCUAUUGAUGACGUCAGUUUUAACGCAGGCAUUCCUGGAGAUGUCAGUUUUAACGUUGGGCCUCUUGGUGACGUCAGCUUUGAUACAGGAUCCGUUGGCGGCGUAGGCUUCGAUGAUGUUCUUGAUGACAGCCCCCUCUUCGACACUAGCUUUGAUGUCGAUUACUUUGCAUAG
This is a messenger RNA of Penaeus chinensis, 1059 nucleotides long. RefSeq names its product ATP-dependent RNA helicase glh-2-like. The record is from RefSeq and is a predicted model, not a curated record. The coding region runs from base 1 to 1059 and encodes 352 amino acids. The transcript is spliced from 2 exons. NCBI's taxonomy places the organism in Eukaryota, Metazoa, Arthropoda, Malacostraca, Decapoda, Penaeidae.